AAGCGCACAACGUCCCGUAAUUACAGAUCAUCUCCUUUAAAUACCACUUUUUAGCUCAAGCCCAAAUCUCACAUUUCUUUUCAAGAACAACUACUACUCCGUUCUCUCUUUGUUUCUCGGUGACCCCUUUCUCUCCGGAUUCUCGUGGGGGUCGCCCAAAAUCAGAAAAAAAAAAAGGAAAAAAAACCCAAAAAAGAAAAAAAAACCAAAAUUUUCAUUCAAUUCCUAAAUUACUAAUCAAAUAUAAUCCAAAAAACCUAAAAAAGUGAAGAAUUGUUUUCAAUUUUUCAAAUAAUUUUCAACCAUGUCGGAAAUGGCUAACACGGAUCCCGAAGGGAUAGACGCAGUACGGAUGACGUGGAACGUUUGGCCACGCACCAAAGUCGAAGCGAGUAAGUGUGUGAUUCCGUUAGCCGCAUCCAUUGCUCCGAUCCGUUCACACCCGGAUAUUCCGACCCUACCUUACGCUCCUCUACGAUGCAAGACCUGUUCCGCCGCUCUCAACGCCUUUGCCCGCGUUGACUUCACCGCCAAGAUCUGGAUCUGCCCGUUCUGUUACCAGCGCAACCAUUUUCCGCCUCACUAUGCCAUGAUCUCCGAAACGAACCUCCCCGGCGAACUCUACCCGCAAUUCACCACCGUGCAAUACACACUCCAACCGAAUCCCGAUCCAAACAACCCUUCCAAUGCUCCUCAAUUGCCACCAGUGUUUGUGUUCGUGUUGGAUACGUGCAUGAUCGAGGAAGAGCUUGGGUUUGUUAAAUCGGCGAUGAAGCAGGCUCUUGGAUUGUUGCCAGAACACGCGCUUGUCGGGUUCGUUUCGUUUGGGACUCAGGCUCAUGUCCAUGAAUUGGGGUUCUCGGAUAUGUCGAAGGUCUAUGUUUUCAGGGGUAGUAAGGAGAUUUCCAAGGAGCAGGUGUUGGAGCAGUUAGGCCUUGGUGCUGUUGGGCGGCGGCCAACCGCUGGGUAUCCGAAAGGCCUGCAAAAUGGGUACACAAAUACGGGCAUUAACCGCUUUCUGUUGCCUGCUUCUGAUUGCGAAUACACGCUCGAUUCGCUGUUGGAUGAGUUGCAAACGGAUCAAUGGCCUGUACAAGCAGGGCACAGGGCAUGCAGGUGCACCGGAGUGGCCUUAAGUGUUGCAGCAGGAUUGCUUGGGGCGUGCUUGCCUGGAACUGGUGCUAGGAUUAUUGCACUGGUUGGUGGUCCAUGUACUGAAGGACCGGGCACGAUUGUUUCAAAAGACUUGUCAGAACCUGUACGUUCCCAUAAAGAUCUUGAUAAGGAUGCUGCACCUUAUUUUAAGAAAGCAGUUAAAUUUUAUGAUAGUCUUGCAAAACAGCUGGUCAGCCAGGGUCAUGUACUAGACCUUUUUGCAUCUGCACUUGAUCAGGUUGGGGUUUCUGAAAUGAAAGUUGCAGUAGAAAGAACAGGUGGCCUUGUUGUUCUAGCUGAAAGUUUUGGUCAUUCUGUAUUUAAAGACUCUUUCAAGCGUGUGUUCGAGGAUGGAGAACAGUCUCUUGGCCUUUGUUUUAAUGGCAUGCUUGAGAUCAACUGUUCAAAAGACAUCAAAAUUCAGGGGGUCAUUGGACCUUGCACAUCUUUAGAGAAGAAAGGACCUAAUGUCGCUGACACCAUCAUUGGGGAGGGGAACACUACAGCAUGGAAGAUGUGUGGCCUUGACAAGAGUACGUGUUUGACGGUUUUAUUUGAUCUUACAUCAACUGAGCGAUCAAAUGUUCCAGGAACCGCAAAUCCACAGCUCUAUUUGCAGUUUCUUACAAGUUAUCAAGACCCUGAAGGUAAAACAAUGCUUCGAGUUACGACUGUGACAAGACGAUGGGUAGACAGUGCUGUUAGUGCAGAGGAAUUAGUACAAAGUUUUGAUCAAGAAACUGCGGCUGUUGUAAUGGCAAGAAUAGCUUCUCUGAAAAUGGAGAUAGAGGAGGGGUUUGAUGCUACACGGUGGUUAGAUCGGAAUCUCAUACGACUUUGUUCCAGAUUUGGCGACUAUCGGAAGGAUGAUCCAUCAUCAUUUACAUUAAACUCUUGUUUUUCUUUGUUUCCUCAGUUUAUGUUUAAUCUGCGGCGGUCACAAUUUGUACAGGUUUUUAACAACAGUCCAGAUGAGACUGCCUAUUUUCGCAUGUUAUUAAACAGGGAAAACAUUACGAAUGCUGCUGUUAUGAUUCAACCAUCAUUAAUAUCAUAUUCAUUCAACUCACUGCCCCAACCAGCAUUAUUGGACGUGGCUUCCAUUUCAGCUGAUCGUAUUCUCUUGCUGGAUUCAUAUUUCAGUAUUGUUGUUUUCCAUGGUAUGACAAUAGCGCAGUGGCGCAACAUGGGUUAUCAGCAUCAGCCUGAACAUCAGGCGUUUGCACAGCUUUUGCAAGCACCCCAGGCUGAUUCCCAAAUGAUUAUUCGGGAACGCUUCCCUGUCCCUAGAUUGGUUGUAUGUGAUCAACAUGGAUCCCAGGCAAGAUUUUUAUUGGCAAAGUUGAACCCAUCAGCAACAUACAAUAAUUCCACCGAUAUAGCUGCUGGAUCAGAUGUAAUCUUCACGGAUGAUGUAAGCUUACAAGUCUUCUUUGAGCAUCUUCAGAGGUUGGCUGUGCAAUCUUGAUUGUAGAAAAUGGUUGAAAGACAUGGGUUUUUAGGUAUGGGAAAUUCCCUCAGUGUGAGUUCUAUAUCCUGUCUUAUGUCCUCUCUGUUCCAUUCGGUUCUUUUCCUUUCUCUCCAUCAAUUUUACAAAUGAGAGGUCGGGUAUCCCCACAAUAUUUGAAAAGUAAGGAUAGCACAUAUCAUUUUCAUUAUUUUCGGGGGUGUCGGCGAGGGAGGGAGGGAGGGAGGUAUUGGCUUUCCUUGAACAAAGAAGAGAUGCAAUGCAACAAAGAGGUUAGUUGAGUUUUUAGAUUUACAGGGGGAAAGGAAGGUAGGAUAAGAAUGUAUGUUUGAGGAUCCCUGUUUCAGUAGCGGGGACAAUUAGAGGAAUAUAUUUUGAUAGAAUUUUUAAAAAUUUUUUUUAUCAUCUUGUAUUGAAUCAGGUCACAGUGAAUGUGUUUGUGUACUGAGUUUCAGUUCAUGUAUACUCGUUGGGGGGGUCAAGACUCCUAUAGGUUGAGAAGUUAAAUGAACAUGGGUCAUUUUGUUUUGUUCAAAAUUCAAAGUAUUCUAGUAAUUUAUUUGACUUGGUUUUAUUUAUUUAUUUA
Molecule: messenger RNA, 3209 nt
Organism: Durio zibethinus
Lineage: Eukaryota; Viridiplantae; Streptophyta; Magnoliopsida; Malvales; Malvaceae
Product: protein transport protein SEC23 E-like
Biological process (GO): COPII-coated vesicle budding; endoplasmic reticulum to Golgi vesicle-mediated transport; COPII-coated vesicle cargo loading
Cellular component (GO): COPII vesicle coat; endoplasmic reticulum exit site
Molecular function (GO): zinc ion binding; GTPase activator activity
Source: RefSeq, a predicted model, not a curated record